AUGGCGGAUUCCAAGAGGAAGACAUUUAAAACCGCUGUUGCGGCAGAGAGAGUUAGAACACGUGACAUGACGUCACGUCACCCCACCCGCAAGAGGAAAUUCGAUAUAAAUGAGGGGGAACCAGUUAAAUCCCCUCCAGCGGGUGGAAAAUCGACUGCCGGUGGCCCAACAGCCACCGGAACCAAAUUGGCAGGCUCGAAUACCGUUUCUCCAAUACCAGGGCCCAGUAAUACGGUGACCCUGCAGCCUGCCAAUGCAGCACCAUACAGGUGUCAAAUAUGCGAGAGGCCCUAUGAGACAAAAAGUGGCCUCAACAAACAUCUCCUAACAUGUGGCAAGCGCGAUCGAACUAAAUGCCAAUAUUGCAAAGCAGGUUUUACUACAUACACAGGGGUGCGGCUUCACGAGCAGAGGGCACACCCCGAAGCAGAAAACGACAGCAGGAGGAGGGAACUACGAAGGCCUGAUUCCGAAAUCUAUGAUAUACUGGCAAACAUCGAGAUCCAGUCACAUAAAGGCCCCUUUAUGGCGAAAAUGGUUGCCGAAUCAGGUCUGACGAAGGACCAAAUACGGCAUCGAAGGGAUAAACCCAUCUAUAAGCAAUACCUCGAUGCCGCUAGGAAGAAACAGCAACCAAUCCCUUCUCCCAGUGUGCCCUGUGAGCCGCCCACCUGCCCAACGAACGAGAAGAUCGACCAUCAGGCAGCGACAUCGACGCCACCAACAGCUCGCGACGAUGUAAAAGAGGGUGAGUGCUCCUCCGCGGUUGCGUCCGCACUAUCGCCAAUCACUCCAGAUCCGAUGACAAGCAGGAAGAGGAUUCGGAAUGAAUCGAUGUCGCCUCUGUCGCAGCCUACAGUAAGGAGACCCCGCACCGAUGCAGUCAACCUCACCGCCAACUCCCCCGCACAGGUCGAACAAACCCAGGUGGUCAUUGAACCAGCGCUGCGCGAAUACCUCGCGUCUGAACGCGAAGCAGCGCUGGCCAAUGGGAACGGCCAUCUGGCGGACCUGUGCCAGGCAGGAUCAUCGCUUGCGGUUAAUGAUCUUGCCUCCUAUCUAGACAAUUGGAUAAUAGAAGAUUUCCAAAAAGGGGGAAGGAAAUACAACCCAAAUGGUCACAGAGGUGGACCAAAAUCAAAUUACGGAGGUACUAGACCAGGAAGAGGUCCACGGGUAGAAUCAUACAAAAAGGCCCAGGAUCUCUACCUCCGUAACAGAUCAGCUCUAGUGGAUAAAAUCAUUUCAGGAACUCCACUAGACUCUACUGAAGAGGUACCACCUCUAAAAGCGGUUGAGGAGCUGUAUAGCGGGAUCUUCGAGCGGGCUGCGACGGAGACGAUGACGGUUCAUCCCGAACCACGAAACACCGAUGCCACCACUUUCGCUCCAUUCGAAGAAAGCGAACUAGAGGCAGCCAAAACAGCAUGGGCUAACUCAGCACCUGGUGCUGACGGAAUAACGGUGGCAUCGGUUAAAAAUACGAACAACAGGGUGCUAUGUGUUUUAUAUUCAAUAAUCCUUAUGAGAAACGUGCACCCUGCCAUCUUCCUGCGGUCUAGGACCACAAUUAUAUAUAAAGACGGCCAACGGAGCGAGGCGGCGAAUUGGAGGCCCCUUACUAUCGGGAGUGCCCUCCAGCGACUGAUGCACAGGGCGAUGGCUAACCGCUUGCGGAAGGUCGUCGCCCUGGAAGCCAAUCAACGCGGAUUUAGUACGCUGGACGGCACUCUCGCGAAUUGUAUGAUUUUACACUCAUACAUUCGAAAUAGGGUGUCCUCCAAUAAAGAGUACGCGGUCGCUUCACUCGAUUUGCGGAAGGCCUUUGACACUGUUGGACAUGGGAGCGUUGUGGGAGCUCUCAGACGGUUUGGGGUGGACGAGCGUUCCAUACGUUACGUUGCGACAAACUUGGCAACCUCUGUGACACAGAUUCGGGUGGGGCAGGAAACGACGAGGGACAUUGGGUUUAGCUGCGGUGUAAAGCAAGGGGAUCCGCUAAGUCCGCUACUUUUCAAUCUAGUGAUUGAUGAGCUUCUGGCCGGGCUUAAUAAUGGGGAGCGAGGCGGAACAAUAUUGCCUGGGGUGAGGGUGUCUGCCAUGGCGUUUGCGGACGACAUAGUCUUGCUCGAGGAUCAGGAGGAGAAUAUCCCUCUGGUCCUCGAUGAGAUUGUUGAGUUCGCGAAGUCCAAGGGCAUGGCACUAAACCCUAAAAAGUGCUCAGCCAUGGUCGUGGGAUUGGCGAGGGGUGUCCUGGCGCCUAGGAAAGAUUACAAACUUACGAUUGAUGGACGCCGCGUGGCCAUGGUGACGGAGGUCAACAGCUUCCGUUAUCUUGGCCAUGAAGCGUCCGUCAAAGGACUAAUGCGCCCUUCCCUCGCUAAUCUACCGACCUGGCUGGCCAAUCUUAAGAGAUCCCCUCUUAAGCCGGACCAGAAGUUCGCAAUCCUCAAAAUCACAUUAUCCCUAAGCUAUUCUAUGGCCUGCAAAACCCAAAGGUGA
Acanthoscelides obtectus is the source of this 2502-nucleotide messenger RNA. Lineage: Eukaryota; Metazoa; Arthropoda; Insecta; Coleoptera; Chrysomelidae. The record is from the annotation of a GenBank genome assembly.